Molecule: messenger RNA, 2505 nt
Organism: Cyprinodon variegatus (sheepshead minnow)
Lineage: Eukaryota; Metazoa; Chordata; Actinopteri; Cyprinodontiformes; Cyprinodontidae
Gene: utp18
Product: UTP18 small subunit processome component
Exons: 14
Coding region: 128-1822 (564 amino acids)
Biological process (GO): rRNA processing
Cellular component (GO): Pwp2p-containing subcomplex of 90S preribosome; small-subunit processome
Molecular function (GO): protein binding
Source: RefSeq, a predicted model, not a curated record
CCCCGGAAAUACGUCAUCGUGGUGAAGCGGAAAAACAGAUCCAGCCCAUGAGGGUUAGAAAUAUCUGCUAGAAUCCAGCUUUUCUUUCUCCUGCGGCUUUUAAAUUUGCGGCUUUCUGUGGGAAGACAUGGAGGGCACUGACGUAAUCAAACUUCCACUGACCGUGGAUAAAAAGUCUCUUAACAAGAGGAGCAGAUCUCCGACGUUGGACCCGGAGGGAGAGGAGCAACUGCGGCGGCAGAACGUGAAGAAGCUGGCGGUUCUGGGAGAGGAGGACGGCUCGGUGAAGCAGCUGGAGACGCUGGUGUUCGGGACGGAGGACGACCUGCUGGACAAGCUGCUGGAGGAGGAGGAUGAGGAGCAGACCAGCUGUUUGCUGCUGGACAACGAAGUGGGGGGGGAUGAAGACUCUGAGGGGGACGAAGAGCCGCGUCAGCAGCUGGAGUCCAGGAAAGCCGCCUGGGUGGACGAAGACGACGAGCUGGAGGAAGAGGUGGACAUGAGGCACCGUUUCCGUAGAAACCUGAUGAAAGGAGAAGCAGAGACCAUCAUGUCCAAACAGAAGCUGCAGCAGAGGAUGAAGGAGCAGUUCCAGAAGUCGAUGGGCGGGACUCCAUCCUGGGCUCAGAGCAGCCGACAGAAACUCAAGAAGAAGAAGAAAGGUGAGUCCAGCAGACGCUCCUAUGACGGAGGCAAACAGACGGAAAGGAGCCGCUUCCCGCUCACACACCCGUGUUCUGCUGAUCUGAACGGUUCUGAUCAGAACCUGAUCAGAACCGAGGAGGAGGAGGACGACGACAUGCUGCGGAGGACGGGAAACUUUGUGGCGUCCUCAGAAAGUCUCCCCAGCGGCAUCCUGAGGAUGAAGAAGUGUCUCCACGCCAACAGCGCCCGUCCCUCAGAGGACAAACUGACCACGGUGCAGUUCCACCCCUCGGCUCAGGUCGUCAUGACGGCGGGAAUGGACCGCUCCAUCUCCCUCUUCCAGGUGGACGGUAAGACCAACCCCAAGAUCCAGAGCAUCCAUCUGGAGCGGUUCCCCGUCCACAAGGCGCGCUUCAGCCUGGACGGCGAGACGGUGAUCGCCACCAGCCUGAGGAACAAGAUGUUCUACCUGUACGACAUGAUGGAGGGCCGGGUGGUGCCGGUCCACAGCGUCAGGGGGCUGAAUGAAGCCAGAGUCAAGGAGUUUUCCGUGUGUCCUGAGGGGGGCGCCCUGCUGCUGACCGGCACCAACGGAUAUCUGCACCUGCUCACGCUGAAGACCAAUGAGGUCGUCCGCAGCAUGAAGAUCAACGGUGAUGUCAGCGGCGCCGCCUUCUCUCACGACGGCAGCAAAGUCUUCGUAAACUCAGAGGACGGCGAGGUGUACGUGUGGGACGCGCGCAGCAGCCGCUGCAUCAACAGGUUCACGGACGACGGCUGCGUGAAGGGGACGUCCAUCGCCGCGUCGCCCGACGGCCGCUACCUGGCCUGCGGCUCUGAGGCGGGCGUGGUCAACAUCUACUCCCAGGAGGCGUGUCUGAGCUCGUCCAAUCCAGCGCCGCUCAGGGCGGUGAUGAACCUGCUGACCUCGGCCACCGCGCUGACCUUCAACCCCACUUCCGAGAUCCUGGCCAUCGCCUCGCGGGCCGAAGACGAGGCCGUGCGACUGGUCCACCUGCCCAGCCUCAGCGUCUUCUCCAACUUCCCCGUCGCCAAGAGGAAGAUCGUCUAUCGAGCCAGCUGCCUGGACUUCUCUCCUCACAGCGGCUUCUUCUCAUUGGCCAACAACAAAGGCCACGCCCCCCUGUUCAGGUUGCUGCAUUACAAAGACUUCUGAGGGCCGGAACCGCGAGAAGUUCUGCAGAACAUCUGGAUGGAACCGGACCUGGAAACAGACUCUGGAACCGGACCUGGAAGAACCUGUUUGGUUCGGAUCAGUCGGACCAACAGGAACCAGAACUCUGUCAUCAGUUGCUCUGUUUGUAUGAUGACUUUAUAAAAGAGUUUUUUAUCAGAAGGUGAUCCGGUUGUUUUCCGUCUCCAGAACCGAUGCGUUUGUUUCAUUUCAUUCCGGUUAGUUUCAGAUUCUGACCCGAACCAGAACCAUCAGUGAAUCCAGACCAGAAUAGAUCCGUUUCCAGUAAAGAUCCAGGAGGUUCUGAUCGUCUCAGAACCGGGUUUUUAUCCUGAACGCUGUUCUGAUCAAUCAGGGUUUUCAGAACCAGCAGUUUCUGGUUUUAGGCCCGUUUGAAAGUUUCUGAUAAUCAGGAUCUGAUCGGACCUUCAUCAUCAUCAUCAUCAUUAGUGAAGAAGCUGCAGAGCUUCAAACUUUCCCAGAUCUGUUCCUCAUUAAUGUUACAGAUUAUUAAAUAAUAAUAAAAACAUGAAAAGAGCGACUCACCUUCUCCAUCAUUAAUAAGCCGCCAUUUUCUUAAAAACCCGUCUUUGAUGAAUGAAGUCACCACAACAUAACGGAUCAAUUGUUUUUAUACUGAAUAAAUAAAUUACAUUUUAACUUUU